Messenger RNA from Carya illinoinensis, 1536 nucleotides. RefSeq lists its product as uncharacterized. Gene Ontology annotation, molecular function: protein dimerization activity. Lineage: Eukaryota; Viridiplantae; Streptophyta; Magnoliopsida; Fagales; Juglandaceae. The record is from RefSeq and is a predicted model, not a curated record. The transcript has 5 exons. The coding region runs from base 1 to 1536 and encodes 511 amino acids.
AUGGCUGUAGCACGCUGGUGGUAUGAUUCUAAUCUGCCUUUCAAUGCGGCUCAAUCCAAGUUUUAUCAACCAGCUAUCGAUGCCAUGACUGCUAUCAGGCCAGGAUUUAAGGGCCCUUCUUUAUAUGAGUUGAGAGGAAAUUUGUUAAAGAUGGCUAUGAAUGAGGUUCAAGAUUAUUUGCAACAAAUUAAGAAGGUUUGGAAUGACACCGGUUGUACACUAAUGGCAGGUGGUUGGACAAAUCAGAAGCAACAAUCAAUAAUCAACUUUUUAGUUUAUUUUCCGAAAGGUACAAUGUUCUUGAAGUCUGUUGAUACAUCUGGCCUUAGAAAAGAUGCUGAAACAUUGUUUAAUAUCUUUGAUGAGGUUGUUCAAGAAAUUGGAGCUGAGAAUCUUGUGCAGUUCAUAACGGACAAUGAUGCAAGUUAUAAAGCUGCAGGAAAAAAGUUACAGCAGAAGUAUGGCUCUUUCUAUUGGUCCCCUUGUGCAGCUCAUUGCAUAGACUUGAUGUUGGAGAAUUUUUCUAAUCCAAGAUAUUUUCCCCUUAUUGAUGAUACUAUAAAAAAGGCAAAAAAGAUAACAAAGUUCAUCUAUAACCAUGGUUGGGUUUUGGCAUUGAUGAGACAAGAGUUCACCAAAGGUCAUGAUUUGUGUCGUCCUGCAAUUACAAGGUUUGCGACAAAUUUUUUAAGUAUCCAAUGGUUGCUCUUGUUUAAGAAAGAACUGAGACAAAUAUUUACUUGUGAUAAAUGGAUUGCAUCAAGCCAUUCUAAAAGUAUCAUAGGGAAAGAGAUAGCUGGGAUUGUUUUAGAAGAUAAAGAGUUUUGGGCUCAAUGUCAAUUUAUUGUUAAAAUUAGUGAGCCUUUGGUUCGUGUUCUACGACUUGUUGACGGGGAUGAGAAGCCUGCAAUGGGAUACUUGUAUGAUGCAAUGGAAAGAGCCAAAGAGAACAUAAAAGCAAGAUGCUUCAGCAGUUGUGUUAUGAAGAUGGCACUUGAUCCUGAUGAUCAAGAAAAGAUCAUUGAAGAACUUGACUCGUAUAAUAAUGCAGUAGGUGAGUUUGGACAUGCUUUAGCAAUCCGCCAGCGUGAUAAGCUUAAUCCAGUUGCAUGGUGGACCCAAUUUGGUUGCGAGGUUCCAACGCUUCAAAGGUUUGCUAUUCGAGUACUAAGUCAAUGUUGUAGUGCAACUGGAUGUGAGAGAAACUGGAGUACAUUUGAUUUUAUUCAUUCGAAGAAGAGAAAUAGAUUAGUACAUAAACGUUUGAAUGACUUAGUAUUUGUUCGUUAUAACUUGAAGCUGCGAGAGAGGAGCAUAAAAAAGGGAAGAGAUGCUUUAAAUCCAAUCAAUCUUGAAAAUAUUGGCUUGAUGGAAGAAUGGGUGAGUGAAGAAUCUGAGUUUCUUGAUGGAGAAGAUUUGGAUUGGGCAAGUAUUGAGGAGCCAUUAAUCUCACUAAAUGAGGAAGACGUUGAUAAUGUUGGUGUUGAUGUUGAUGAUGGUGGUGCUGUCCUAUUGGAGUCCCAGGGGUCAUCUUGA